UCACCCAGUCAGCCCAUGGCCGAUCAGCAUGAGUCCAUCGAUCUCACGUCUCCUCCCGUGGACUCAUCAGCAGCUGCAGGAUUCAGCUGGUUCCCUGCGCCCCCCCCACCCAUGUACUCCUGCACCCUGACCCCCGAGCUGGUGCACAAAGCACGGGAGGAGCUCCAGGAGAAGCCAGAGUGGCGUCUGCGGGACGUCCAAGCACUGAGAGACAUGAUUCUGAAGGAGCAGCCCAACCUCAGGACCCGGCUGGAUGACGCCUUCCUGCUGCGCUUCCUGCGGGCCAGGAAGUUUGACUACGACCGUGCCAUGCAGCUGCUGCUCAACUACCACGCGGGUCGGAAAGCCUGGCCUGAAGUGUUCCAGGACCUGAAGCCGUCCACAGUGAAGCACGUCCUGGACCUGGGCUUCCUCACAGUGCUGCCACAGCCCGACCCCAGCGGGAGAUACAUCCUCUGUCUACGCCCAGGGAAAUGGAAACCAAAUGAUUAUCCGUUUGUUGACAAUGUGCGAGCCCUCUAUCUGACUCUGGAGAAGCUGAUCCAGCCGGAGGAGACGCAGGUCAACGGUAUUGUCAUUUUAGCCGACUACACCGGAGUGGGCAUGUCACAAGCGUCCAAUCCUGGCCCAUUCCUUGCCAAAAAAGUCGUGAGCAUCCUCCAGGAUGGGUUCCCAAUCAGAAUCAAGGCUGUUAACAUAAUCAACGAGCCCAGGAUUUUCAAAGGCAUCUUUGCUAUAAUUAAGCCUUUUCUGAAGGAGAAGAUGGCAGAGAGGUACGUCCUCCACGGCUCCGACCUGCGCUCUCUGCACAAAAACGUCCCCUGCUCGGUGCUGCCGGAAGAGUACGGCGGCUCGGCCGGACAGCUGGACCUGUGUUCGUGGUCCAGGGUGCUGCUGGGCUGUGAGGAGGAGUUCAUCGUGGAGUUCUGUCAGCCCGACCCACUAGAGGGCGUGGUGCUGCCAGACUCCAUGCUGUUUGAAGGGGAGGCCAGGGGGCAGGACGACGACUCCUUCAGGGGGCUGCGCUCUCAACUCUACUACUGUUACUGAAACACUCUCUGAGAGGACUCCUUCUGUCUCGUCUGAAACAUGUGUGUAGACUUUUAAAGGGCAAGUUGCCAAUAUCAUACAUGAUUUAUUUUCCUUACUAACUAACUUAGCAGCACUAUACUGUAGGUGGAAAGUCUAUUGUAGAUCACACGUAGCCCAGCAGGCUCAGGCAAAGAGGCUUUUGAUACGAUGCAUGUCCUCUGUGGAGUUAUAUCUGGAAGUUAAAGGAUAGGUUCAUGGUUUGCCAUUCAGUUCACAUUGAAUCGGGUUUUGCCUGAUUUCUUUCUGGUUUCGAGAAUUACAAGACGACACUAAAUACCAGGCUUUAAGAAAUGCGACUGUUUUUACAAUGACGGACCCUUAAAGGUAGGGUAGGUAAGAAUGGUGAAACCAGCUCGAGUGAGCUAGCAUUUGAAAGUAUGCAGCCGAAAAUAAUCUGCCCCUUCCUUCAGACUUCCUUACAGAGCCCCUCCUCCAACACACACGAACGCGCACAUGACCAAUGAGGGCACGAGAUAAGUUUGUGCACAGAUGGAAGGCUGACAGGCAGGUAGGCCAUCCAGUUGUUUUAGCCGGGCCGGCUCAGAUGAUUGGUCGUGUUUUUUACAGCGCCACGGAUUCCACAGAUGAAUUAUUUUAUGUAUUUAUUGUCAAAGCACUUCAUGUAUUCAUUGCUAUCGGGAUGUUGAGAGCAUUCUAUGGAAUAUAACAGAAAGUGUUUCUGAAGUGAAUUACCUACCCCACCUUUAAGAGGUUAGCGGAGAUGCUGCAGUAGCAUCAGUUAUAUCAGAAUUGGAGAGUAUUAUUUAAUUGAAGAAAAACAAAAAAGCCUUUUCUAAAUGUCAUGGAUGUUUUCAGUUUUUUCUCCCAACAGAUAGUUUAUCAAAUCAUGAGCCUUCAGCAGUACCAGUUAAGCAAAUCAUGUUGGUACUAAAAACAAUGUCCAUGCUACCAUCUUGAUUUGGCUAACAGGCUGCUAAAGCCUCAUUUUGGAUCUGGCUGAACUUUGAAAAUACAGGACUGUCGAUCUGUUAUCAGGAGACAGAAACGGAGUCAAUGCACAUAUGGGCAUGUCUGUAUUGUUUAAAAGUAGGAAUGGAAAAGUGUGAACCUCUCCUUUAAUUGAAUCAAAAUUAAACAAGUCAUUUACUGGCCAUCAGUGCUCUGUCUUUAUAGUAGGCAUCACUCCACAACUCAACAUGUUUUGUGUAAAUAACUGUCUAAUAUGUUGCCUUAAACUGUUGAUUUCCCAUGUGGUAUAAAUCAUGUUGGAUUUGUUUGUACCAAAGCCAUAUUCAUGUGUUUUCUCAACCGGGCCUUCCUUACAUACUGUAAGGGUGGAUUUACUACAAAUUGAUGGCUGCUGUAACUGAGAGAACAAUACAUUAGAUUUAACAGUAAUUCAUGUCUAACUUUAACACAGUAUUUAAAGGCCUUUGUUUUGGUGAUGCUUUAGUUUUCUUUAGCUUUGCCUUGUGUUUUUUUUUACUUUUGUUUUUAACUGUUUGCUCUCAUCACUCAGUCUUAACACGGGACCAUCACUGAUCAAAGGAGUCCCAUGAGGUAUACAACCGGUUUGCCAAAUUUCCCACCAGGCCAUGUACAGAAAUGUGCAAUAAUGUUAGAUCUGUUUCCUCGGGGUAGCCCGAAGCUAACUUGUAUAUUGAUUGUCUUUUAUAUUUUUAUUUUGAGCAUGUCUGUGACUAUAAGAUAUAUUGUGUUUCAGGAUAUUGCUGGUAGUAAAGACCAUAAACUGAAACAGAGAAAGUCUUA
Gymnodraco acuticeps is the source of this 2823-nucleotide messenger RNA. It is a transcript of the gene ttpal, whose product is annotated as tocopherol (alpha) transfer protein-like. Gene Ontology annotation, cellular component: membrane. Lineage: Eukaryota; Metazoa; Chordata; Actinopteri; Perciformes; Bathydraconidae. The record is from RefSeq and is a predicted model, not a curated record. Gene Ontology annotation, molecular function: phosphatidylinositol bisphosphate binding.